CAUAUCCACUCGUUUUCAGUCUAUCCCAGGCUACUUCCUGUAGGCUUGAAAGAAACUUUUUGUGUAUAUUGUAUAUAUCUUUAUCCACAACUGCCGAAUCCAACGAGAGAAAGAAGAAAGAUAUGGAAGGACAAGAUGAGCAAACCAAGUCUAGAGUUGUGAAAGUUGACUCAGUUGAGUCUUGGGAUUUAUUUGUUUCCCAAGCCAACAAUCAAGGCUGCCCUAUUGUUGUCCACUUUAGUGCUUCAUGGUGCAUGCCUUCUGUGGCCAUGAAUUCGUUUUUCGAAGAAGUCGCAGCAGCUUAUCCUGAUGUUCUGUUUCUCUGUGUUGAUGUUGAUGAUCUUAAGGAUGUGGCUGCUAAACUGGAGGUAAAGGCGAUGCCGACAUUUGUGCUGAUGAGAGUAGGUAAUGUAGUUGACAAGCUGGUGGGUGCGAAUCCAGAAGAGAUAAAGAAAAGGAUUGAGAGCUUUGUUAAGUCCAUUCGGGUAUCGGUGGCCUAGUUGUUAGUCUUGAUAUUUGUAUAGGUGUACAGUUUCACAGCAUUUUGAGUAUGUAAUUGUCUUUAUCUUUGAUGGUUGCCUGCAAGUGUUUCUUUUUAUUGCUAUUGUGAAUUAUGUAAUAAAACAAUUCUUGUUCCACUUUUGAAUCUUUGAUGUUAGUUGCUGUAUUUGGUAUCUGAA
Molecule: messenger RNA, 680 nt
Organism: Mangifera indica (mango)
Lineage: Eukaryota; Viridiplantae; Streptophyta; Magnoliopsida; Sapindales; Anacardiaceae
Product: thioredoxin-like protein CXXS1
Exons: 3
Coding region: 123-500 (125 amino acids)
Source: RefSeq, a predicted model, not a curated record